Molecule: messenger RNA, 2967 nt
Organism: Lindgomyces ingoldianus
Lineage: Eukaryota; Fungi; Ascomycota; Dothideomycetes; Pleosporales; Lindgomycetaceae
Exons: 4
Coding region: 1-2967 (988 amino acids)
Biological process (GO): carbohydrate metabolic process
Cellular component (GO): vacuole
Molecular function (GO): beta-galactosidase activity
Source: RefSeq, a predicted model, not a curated record
AUGCUCUUCCUUGAAUUUCUGCUUGGCUGUCUGGCCCUGUUCAACUUCACCCUCGCAGCGGACAAUGGCCUUACGAAGGUCGUGUCGUGGGACAGCCACAGCUUGCUCAUCAAUGGAGAAAGGGUCAUUAUCAUGAGCGGAGAAUUCCAUUACCAGCGGCUUCCAGUGCCUGAGCUCUGGCUUGACGUGUUCCAGAAAUUCAAGGCCAAUGGCAUGAACGCCGUCAGCAUCUACUUUUUCUGGUCCUACCACUCCGCCUUCCGCGGAACCUACGACUUCACGACCCCAGGAAAAGAUAUCCAGCUCAUGCUGGACAUGGCCAAACAAGCAGGCCUCUACGUUAUCGCACGACCAGGCCCAUACUGCAACGCCGAAACCAGCGCUGGUGGUCUUGCAUUAUGGACUAGCAAUGGAAGCGGAGGGAAGCUUCGCACAUCAGACGAAACAUACCGGCAAGCCUGGUCAGAGUGGAUUUCAGAAGUUAGCGUGAUUCUCGAGAAGAAUCAAAUCACUAAGGGCGGCCCUGUUAUCAUGGUGCAGGUGGAGAACGAGCUGCAAGAGACCAAAUAUGUUGCUACCGACACGUUGGUAGUGUAUAUGGAACAAUUGAAGACCGCGUUCAGGGCUGCAGGCAUCAUUGUCCCAUUAUCCUCCAACGAAAAGGGCAUGCGAUCAAAGAGCUGGUCAACCGACUACAACAAUGUUGGAGGGACAGUCGAUGUAUAUGGUCUCGACAGCUAUCCAGGAGGUCUGAGCUGCACAAACCCAGACUCUGGCUUUAAUCUCCCGCGGACUUACUAUCAAUGGUUCCAAGAAGUUUCAUUCACGCAACCCGAAUCCAUUCCAGAAUUCGAAGGCGGUUGGUUCCAGCCCUGGGGAGGGUAUUUUUACGACCAAUGCCAAGCAGAGAAAAGUCCGGAGUUUGCUGAUGUGUACUACAAAGGCGUUAUUGGGCAACGCAUUACACUUUUGAAUCUAUACAUGGCGUUUGGCGGAACGAAUUGGGGGCACAGUGCUGCACCAGUCGUAUACACAUCCUACGACUAUGACGCUCCCCUCCGCGAAACUCGCGAAGUUUCCGACAAAUUUAAACAUUUCAAACUCAUAUCGCUCUGGACCCGCGUCAGCACCGGCCUUCAGAAAACCGUCAUGGAGAGCAAUGGAACGGGAAACGUCGUCAACACUUCCGCGAUCUGGACUUGGGUGUUGAGAAAUCCCGAUACAAAAGCUGGAUUCUACCUUGCAGAGAACAACAGCACUAAAUCCCGAGCAGUGACGAAUUUUGCAAUGACUGUUAAUACAUCGCUGGGUAAAAUCACAGUUUCGACGAUGCAAUUGAAUGGCCGUCAGAGCCGGUGGGUGGUAACGGAUUACUCAAUCGGAAACAUAACGCUGCUCUAUUCCUCAGCUGAGAUACUCACAUACGGCAUAUUCAGCCACCCAGUCGUAGUCUUCUACCUCAAAGAGGGCCAGGUUGGAGAAUUCGCCUUCCAUUCCUCAGACCAGAACAUCACUUUCCAGACGUACGGGCCAAACUCUAACGUCCAGGCUGCACCCAGCAGCAGCUCAGCCAAGUACACCCGAUUCACUUACACGCAACCCAAAGGCUCAACAAUUAUCCGCUUCUCCAACGGUGUCCUCGCGUAUCUCCUCGAUAUCCCCACCGCCUACACAUUCUUCGCUCCCUCCACUUCCUCAAAUCCAAACGUGCAGCCCGGGCAACAAAUCUUCGUUCUAGGGCCUUACCUAGUCCGCACCGCCAGCAUCUCCGGAACCACUGUUCACAUCAUCGGCGACAACGCAAACGCAACAAGCAUAGAGGUAUUCAGCGGCAAUCUAUCCAUCGAAACAAUAUCUUGGAACAACAAAAUCCUCUCCACAAAACGCACGCCCUAUGGCGCGCUCACGGCCUCCAUCCCAGGGACCUCUGAUCGCAAGAUAAAUCUCCCAUCUCUAACAGCCUUCAAAUCUGCAGACUCGCUCCCCGAAAUCUCCCCCGCAUAUAACGACAACACCUGGACCAUCGCCAACAAAACCACAACUCUCAGCCCCGUAAAACCACUCACUCUCCCCGUCCUCUUCAGCAGCGACUAUGCCUUCUACACCGGCGCCAAACUCUACCGAGCCUAUUUCUCUAAUCCCUCCGCCUCAUCCCUAAACAUAACAGUCCAAGGCGGGUUAGCCGCUGGCUGGAAUGCCUGGCUAAACGGGAAGCUAAUCGGGGCCCACCCAGGGAAUGCUUCACUCACUUCCACCACGGCCGUACUCUCAUUCCAUGACGUGUCAUUGAAAGGAUCCGGAAACGUGUUGACAGUAGUAACCGACUACACUGGCCACGACCAAACCUCGACCGGCCCUGCAGGCGGUGAGAACCCACGCGGAAUCCUUGGAGCUACACUUCUGUCUUCCACCAGCACGGCGCUCCAGUUUGAUAAAUGGAAGAUUCAGGGUAACGCUGGUGGCGAGAAGAAUAUCGAUCCCACGCGCGGGCCUAUGAACGAAGGGGGUUUGUACGGCGAGAGAUUGGGAUGGCAUUUACCUGGUUUUGAUAACAGUGCCUGGGAAGAAGGGAGUCCAUUAGAAGGACUCAAGGGGUCGGGGAUAAAGUGGUAUACGACGACGUUUGAGCUGGAUAUUGAUGAAGAUUUGGAUGUUCCGGUCGGAGUAGAGUUGGGCGCGCCAAAGGGCACGGUAGCCAGGGUUUUGCUGUUUGUGAAUGGCUACCAGUACGGUAAGUUCGUUCCGCAUAUUGGACCGCAGACGCGCUUCCCAAUCCCUCCCGGCAUCCUCAACACGCGCGGGAAAAAUACGCUGUCGUUAGCGUUGUGGGCGCAAACGGAUUCUGGUGUGAGACUGAGUACUCUGAGGUUGUUUGAGUAUGCGAGGUAUGAGAGCGGAUUUGGGUUUGGCAAGAUUGAUGGGAAAAGACUCCAGCCCGGGUGGGUGGAUAGAAGCCAGUAUGCUUGA